Messenger RNA from Amorphotheca resinae ATCC 22711, 1578 nucleotides. RefSeq lists its product as hypothetical. The coding region runs from base 1 to 1578 and encodes 525 amino acids. Gene Ontology annotation, molecular function: histone deacetylase binding. The transcript is spliced from 2 exons. Gene Ontology annotation, cellular component: Sin3-type complex. The record is from RefSeq and is a predicted model, not a curated record. Gene Ontology annotation, biological process: negative regulation of transcription by RNA polymerase II. Lineage: Eukaryota; Fungi; Ascomycota; Leotiomycetes; Helotiales; Amorphothecaceae.
AUGGACCGACACCACUCGAAUUCUCCUCCUCAGCAACUAUCAAAACGAGAUAAACGACGCUCUAUGCUGGCAGAUCGUCUAGAAGAGAUUACCAGGCACUUCUCACAGAAUCGAGACAUACACUACCGCGAACAGCUACAGGCACUGCAGAUCGACGUCAACCUCAUAAUGGAAGCCAAAGCCCACGGCAACGAACCGCUGCCAAACACACCCGAAGAGAUCGAUGCUCUGGUAGAGGAGAACAUCAAGACUGUCCGGAAGUCUCUUGGUCCUUAUCCCCCUCCUAGAGCGGGCAAAAUGUAUGCAGACUUCGCGAAGGAGGUUAAUGAUGCGAUGGAGGAGCGAGACGCUGCUUUGACAAUGCACAUGAGAGAGUGCGAAGUUAGGAAGAGCCAGAUUAGAGCUGCCCACGCAUAUCGGAUGAAGCUUGCGGCAGGUGAACACCGCGCACUGGCCAAUACAAUCAGAGAUCGAUUGAUCAACAGUGUCACGAGCAAGAAGAACCGACUCUCCAGAGACAAAGAGACACUUGAAAUCUCGGACAGCAGCGCCCUUCUCCUCCACCCGAGCCAGUUUGGUCUCUCAAACCCAGCGAGCCCGGGCGGCAUGCACUCGAAACGAGCAACCCGACACCGCCGAGAUGCAGACGACUUCCCUACCUUCCCGGAUAGCAACAAGCGGAAGCGCAGAGGAGACGGUGAUGAGUCCCCAGCCCCAAGCCGCCAGCGACUCGACAAUGGCAAUAGCACACCCAUUUGGUAUGCCGACAAGCACAGAAUGAUGGCUCAACAACUCGACUCCGCGCUCUUCAGCAUCGACAAACUCUUUACAGAGAAGGAGCUAGCAAUGACCUACAAUGUCGCUGCUCUAGCCGCACACUCGCAGAUGCAACGACACGAACCCUACGACGACGACGACUUCUACUCUUCCUCGAAUGGCAAAUCUGACGCGGACACAGAGCAGGAUGGCACCGCCGCAGGCGACCACGAUGGCCACGAUGAUACAGACUCUCCCCCCUCAGGCGCCGGCAUGGAACGUCAAUACUCGCAUGCAACACGUAGCACGCGUGGUGCUGGCAUUCCUAAUUUCGUCACUGGCUUGGGUAUCGAUGCCAUUAGCGACCUCAACUUCCCUGGAAACAUGGCAGCCAUGAACAAGCAGAUCCCGAAAUUGCCGCCGUUGCUUGCGAGCACCAUGCAGAAGUCAUAUGUGAAGGGCGAGAACGCAAAUGGUGUUGCUGGCUUGGCGCCGGACGAGGCCAACGCGGAAUUGGAGAUCAUCAGGCAGGCGCGGCUGUACAAUGACCACCACGGCCUCGGACGAAACCUCGACCUGGAGAAUGGAGGACGGGCCAUAUUGGAAGCCGUGAGCUGGCCGCGGAAGCAUGACCACUAUGUCAAAUCGGACGAUAAACACAUGCUGGAGAGCAAUCUGCGGGAACAGAUGCCGCUUUCGGGCGGGGAGCCGAUGUCGAGCGCCAACAGCGCGAUUGGCGGGAUCCCCAUGUCGCGUCAGAACACGGGAGAGGGCACAUCGAGUCGGGGCCGAAAACUGAAGCCGGUGGCAUCUGGGAACUAG